AUGUCCAGCAACGACGAUCCAGCUUCCCAGCACCCCGCUGCUGCUAUUGAGGCGGCCGAUGGACCAGCUGACGAGAGUGAAUUCGAGCCUGUUAACUGGGAUGCGUCCUCGGUCGACUCUGUCUCGCUCAGCUCCAGCGUCUACGCGCACGAGUACGAAAAUGGUCGUCGCUACCACAGCUAUCGCCAUGGGCGCUAUCCCAUGCCCAAUGACGAGACAGAGCAAAGUCGCGAGGACAUGAAACAUACCAUGUUGCUCGAGCUGACCGAUGGAAAGUUGAUCUACGCACCCAUUGGCGAGACCCCUCAGAGAAUCAUCGACAUCGGAACUGGAACUGGAACUUGGGCAAUUCAAGUUGCCGACCUUUUCCCUGCCGCUGAAGUUCUUGGGAUCGAUUUGUCUCCAAUUCAACCUACUUGGAUCCCCCCGAAUGUAAAAUUCCUUGUCGACGAUGCCGAGGAUGAAUGGCUCAACGGGGAUGACUUUGAUUACGUCCACCUGCGUUCUGUAGCCCCCGCGCUCAGAAAGCUAGACCGUGUCUUGACCCAGGCAUAUGAGCACAUGAAGCCCGGUGCUUGGAUCGAGUUCCAAGAGCUUCACGGCCAAGUCCACUGCGACGACGGUACCAUGCCUGAAGAUGACAAGCUCAAGGAAUUUUACGAGCUUACCGUCGAAGCCUUUGCUGGCCUCGGCAUCAUGUUUCACAUUGCACGAGACCUGCGGCCCCAUCUCGAGGCUGCAGGAUUCAAGGAUAUCCACUGUGAGGUGAAGAAGAUCCCUGUCGGGACCUGGCCCAAGGACAAGACCAUGCGGCUCAUUGGGCAAUACAUGAAGGGCGUCGUUGCCGAUGCUAUCCCGGCCUUCGCCGGUAAACCCUUUGAGGCUCACGGCAUCUCGAAUGUCGAGAGUCAAGUGUGGCAAGCGACGGCCAAGAAGGAGCUUGAGGACAGGACUAAGCACCGGUACCUCAACUUUUACUUCUGGUACGCGCAAAAGCCUGAAGACGCUCCCGAGCAUGAUGCUGGCGCAGGCUCUUCGGGUGAGGAUGACGCUUGA
Molecule: messenger RNA, 1056 nt
Organism: Colletotrichum tamarilloi
Lineage: Eukaryota; Fungi; Ascomycota; Sordariomycetes; Glomerellales; Glomerellaceae
Product: methyltransferase domain-containing protein
Exons: 5
Coding region: 1-1056 (351 amino acids)
Molecular function (GO): methyltransferase activity
Source: RefSeq, a predicted model, not a curated record